Momordica charantia (bitter melon) is the source of this 1129-nucleotide messenger RNA. Its product is annotated as RPA-interacting protein A. NCBI's taxonomy places the organism in Eukaryota, Viridiplantae, Streptophyta, Magnoliopsida, Cucurbitales, Cucurbitaceae. The record is from RefSeq and is a predicted model, not a curated record. Gene Ontology annotation, biological process: protein import into nucleus. Gene Ontology annotation, cellular component: nucleus.
CGCGGCCAAAAAUUAAAUGUCGAAUGUCACCGCUUCGACAUGAAGACGAUUGGCGAGUCGAGGGCAAAUUUGGAGAUCGCAGUUCAUAAGAAAGUAGUCAAAAUGGAGGAGGAAGAUCCGAAUUCCACCACACAAAUCCGCCGUCCUUCCCUUAAAACCCAUCCUCGUUACAACAAUUAUCAGUCAUGGAAGCAGAAGCUGAGGGAGAACUGUUACAAGAGAGUCAGAGAAGGAAGAAGCCGCUUGCUCUGGAAGAUGAGGUUGCCUGUGUCCUCGCCCACUUAUCCCCACUCUCUCAAUAAUCGACAGCAGGAUUUUGUCAAAUCUGCUUUUCAAGACAUCUUUUCUGAUGAGCUGAAAAAGAUUAAAGACCAAUCUUUGAAUGACUAUGAUAACAAAUUGCCCUCUGCCCCCGAGUGUGAUGAUGUUCUUUGGGAAUAUGAGGGGAUUCAGGAUGCUUAUGAAGGUGAAGGUGAAGAAAUAUUGUUAGAGAUGCAAAGGAUUUUUUAUGAGGAUCUCGACGUGGAUGUGAGACAAAAAGGAUCAGAAGGCCCUAUUGUAACUUGGGAGGAUGAAGAAGACGAGUUCUUAGCGCGUGCAGUUUACGAACAUAUGCAACUUAACAGUGAGAAGGUAUUUGAGAAGUUCUGGUGUCCUAUUUGCAAACAAGGAGAGUUGCUAGAGAACAACCGCUCCAUACAUUGCACUCACUGUGGACUUCAGCUUAGCAAAGCCAAUGAGGUAACUAUGGACCUCCUCCGUUCUCGGUUGGCUGAUGUGCAUGCUGAACAUCUCGAUCGAGGUUGCAGAUUGAAGCCUAUGUUUUGUGUUGAGAAUAGAUUUGACAUAACUGCAUUAUAUAUCUCUUGUGAAGGUUGCGGCACAUUUGAGAUUGUAAUAUAGCAUGUUGUAAGAAUCAGGUGCCUCAACUUUUACGAUUUAAAUUAUUUUUAUUAGAUAUGACAGAGAAAUGACAAUCUUGCAAGGUUGAGCAAUCUGUACAUGCUUGUCUGGGCUCUGCUGCUUGUCAUUUGUCUAAAAGAAAGGGGCAUUUCUCCAAAUUGAUUAUUGUUUUGUUGUCAAUUGAAAUUGUCAAGUUCCUAUUAUAUUUCAUAAGAACUCUCUCUCA